UCUGUGCAAGUUAGGUGCGAGACUUAUCCCUCCGACUGAUGGUUCCUGAAAUCGAUAUGCUAAUCUUCUAAGCCACCAAGUGUAAUUGUGUGAUAAAUUUGUGUUUUUUGGUAGUGAUGGUCAGUGUUUUUUGUGAUAAAAUGUCUUAAUUGUGUUUGAGUUCACCGAUAAACCAAGUUGAACUUCACUGAAGAUUUGACAUUGGUAACGGUGCUGGCGUUUCUGUCAACAUGGAGAGCUUCUCUAUCCUGGAUGAAGAGUGUUCGACACUAGCUGGUCACUUCCAGCUAACUAUCAGGGACAUGAAAAACUGCAGUCCUCUGUGGGAAGAUUUUCUGAGCAGAACCAUCAAGAUGCACUCUACUCUCAAGGGAGCCCUGGGCAGCAUCAGCAGCUUCCUGGACUCCCUACAGCGCAUCGCCGACCACGCCACCAACAGCAGAGGCGCCAGCAGCGACGUCGGCGCGACGCUGACGCGGCUCUGCAUGCGGCACAAGGAGCUCAUGGCGCGCGUCUGGGCCCUCACUGCCUGCCUCCUGGACUCAACGGUCCAGCCUCUACAGGCACGGCUGGACGACUGGAAGAAGACUACAGCCGUGCUGGACCGUGACCACACUAAAGAGUACAAGAAGGUGAGGUCGGAGCUCAAGAAGAAGACGGACAUGGUCAGCCGUCUGCACAAGAAGGCCAAGAAGUCCAACAAACCUCAGACAAACAAAAUCCUGGCGGCGGGGGUGGAGGAGGUCGUGUCGGGCUUCACGGCCCUCAGGAACGCAGAGCGCGCGGCCCUCAAGCGCGUCCUGCUGGAGGAGCGGGGCCGCUACUGCCUCUUGGCCGCUGCCAUCACGCCCGUCCUGCGGGAGGAGGUGGGCCUGGUGGGGGUGCUGACGCAGGUGCAGGACGUGCUGCAGCAGCUCAAGAAACACGUCGACGACCGCGGCGUCUUGCCCCCGACGUCGGAACAGCUGCUGCUGGGUGCCAAAGACGCGUCAUCUGAGGCAGGCGUGUCGUGGCAGACGCCGCCAUCAUCUCCCUCAUCACUGUCUGGGUCCCAUCGCUCCUCCCUCACCUCCAUCACCUCCAGCGCCGCCGCCUCUCACCUCCCUCACGCCGGAGGUCUGCUCGGUCUCGGGGGGUCUCCGUCUCACCACGGCCGCAGUCGCUCAGCGAGUCAGAGCGGUGGUCUGGUGAGCGUUCGCUCUCAAGACUCUGGCUUCACUUCACAAGACGCUCUUCACCGCCACACCAUCUCGGGUUCUUCCCUCGCUACUGCCCUUCAGGCCUCGCGGGUGUCAGAUAUCUCGAGCCUAUCUCAGCCGUCCAGCCUGAGCAGCAAUGACGGACCAGCCAGCCUCCCUCCCCACCCCGCCCCCACGGACCUGUCCUCCCCCCCCACCGACGGGGUACAUGCGCCCCCACCCAAGCACCACCACCUCGCUGCUUACGAGAAGUCACACGUAAGGGAGCGUCCAGCCCUGGGUCCCAACACCUUCACCCUGCCAAACCCGUCGACUACGGGGGGCAUCCGGGGACACGUGGGGGCUGUUGAUGGUCUUGAUGGGGGCAACAAUAAUGGAGACAGAAGUCCAGUGAGCGCUGGUGUCAGCAGCAGCAGCAACAGUCAGCAGGCACAGCAGCACACAGCCACCAUCAGCAGGAGGUCGUCUCGCUCGUCCCUCCUCCACUUCCAUCACUCCAACUCCAACAGCCAAGAGAGCAUCAACAGUCAGUCGAGCUGCGCGAGUGGCGUGCGCAGCAAACCUCCGCUGCCGAGUCGCUGCUCGUCGCUGGAACGUCCGGCGCUGCCCGAGAAGAAGCCCUCCAGCAGCAGCAGCAGCAGCUUCAGGCAACGUCUCCCUCUGCACCAUCUUCUUCAUCACCACCACCAGAACAAGAGCAGCGGACAGGAGGGCUCUAGCGAGCCUCUGGAGCCCCCGUCGGUGCCGGACUUCAACAAGGCGCCGCCCGACAUGAUCGUGCCUCAGCCGGUCUACAGCAACAUGUCGGAGUUGGGGAAUGGCGGGGGUGACUGUAUUGAGGGGGAAAACUCCCCCCACGGCUCUCUGGGGUCUAGUGGCUACGGCUCUCAGCCCAACGUCCGCACCAACGAUGACCUGCCGACUCUAGAAGAAUGUCCUCCUCCCUCUGCAUCCCACUGUUCUCGCUACGUGCCAGUUGUUCCUGAAGUGCCAACUCACCUGCACCUCCGACAUUCCGUCAACGCGGAUGGAUACAGACUAAGGACGCCCGUGUCCACAAUCUUAGAGCACCGCGGCGAAGACUUGGCUGAGGACUGCAGCCACUUCGGCAGGAGUCACAUGCCCUUACGUGGGUCCCUCACUGCGCCCAGCACCCCAACAGACGGCGCUCACAGGAGCCUCAUCCCCCACUCGCUCUCUGCUUACCAAGUACAACAGCAACAACAGCAUUAUUAUCAACAGUACUAUCAGCAUCAACAGCAGCAACAAACUGAACACCAGCAACAGCAACAUUAUUACCCUCAACAUCAAGUACAACAUUCAUCGCAAUAUCGUUCUGGACGCUUGUCAAUGCCCUCGAUGUCGUAUGAAAUGCAGCAACAGCUACAGGCUCAUCAGCACGAGUUGCUGCUGCAGCAACAGCGUCAGCACCCUGCGCACCCCGCGCCCCCUGAGGCAGCGAAACUGCCUGGCGUCGAUGGGCAGAGUUUCCCAGGAGUGGAACUAAGGAGAGCGUCUCAAGGCGUUCGUAGUACAGGGUCUUUACGUCGAGCCCUGAAUGGUAAACCUCCACCUCCCAUCCGUCGCACCGCCUCCAUCUCCACGUCAUCUUCUUCGCUGAACUCGGCGCCUAUUGCGACAAGUAGCACUGAGGAUCCAAGCAAUGGUCGCUCCAGUGCUGCUCCUCCGCCUCUCCAGCACACGCUCUCAUCAUCUAGUCUCAGAAAUACCCCUACAGCUGGUCUCAUCCAUUCUUCCUCUUCUUCGAGCUUACCUCAACAUCUGUCAUCCGCUGAAUUAUGUCACGCUGCUUCAUCAACCAGCUUGCCACAGAAUCCAUCAUCUUCUAGUUUAACUCAUCUACAUAAUUCGUCUAACUCUACCAGCAGCCUCCAAAACAACUUCCACAGCUCCACGUCCUCAAUAAGUUUAGGGAACGGUGCCGCUGGUCCCAGUUUACAGAAUCACGACUACAGUAACAGCAGCAGCAACAAUGGCAGUGUCAUGACACUCAGCGGCGGAGACAAUGGGUGCAGUGGCAGCGUCAUGACUCUGAAUGGUGAUGCAUCUGUUUCUCCAGACUUGGCACCGCCUGUUACCGACGUGCCUCCUUCGUCCGUCCGUUGUAAUGGUGACGGCGCGGCAGACAGUGAUGGAGAUACUAACACACCGCGUGGCUCUUUGGAAAAUUUCCCACCUCCACCAGAUUUUCUGUUGCAGGACGACUUUUCGAGGAGCUUUACUGAAGGCAAACACAGCGUUGGUGAUGGUAGCGAAGAUGUCGAACCUCCACCCGCUGGCCACGACAUACUUGUCGGUAGUGGGACGGUACCUCCUAACCCUGGCUUACCUGUGAUCUCGGGAGGCGGGGACGGGACGAACUCAUCGUUGUCCCCUGAAGAGUUAUGUUUGGAGGUCGCGAAGCAGCUGGCUCCUCUCUACCAAAAUAAGCUGCGGGCACCGUCAACUCAACUGAACUUGGGAGGCAAUACAAGUUCAAGUCAGACAAGCCAAAAUUCGUCCCCUUCUUCAUUAGACCAACUGUCUCCUUUACUUGACGAUGAUCACCCGUCACCUCCCUCGCCAUGUCCUCCUUCCCCCUGCCCUCCUGUUAACUUUUCCUCCACCUCCUCUCCAUCUCCUCACACGUCACCCCAGGAGCUGGUGAAGGGUUACUCAUUGUUUGGUCCUCCUGAUCCCAUACAAGACGAAGGGCUUUCGAAGCGACGUGUAAGCGUCAGCGAGGCGGUACGCAGCUUACAGGAGACCAAACAUCAGCCCCCCAGCCCAGGAGCUACGAGAAAAGUCGUGUCACAAGCUACUGCACGGGGCAACAAUUCCGAAGUUCACGAAGCGAAUAGAAUUGACGAAGUUACAAAUCCUGACAACCGUACUAGUAACGACGCGUCACACAACAACCGGAUGGAUGCAGCUCGUGCUUCAAUUAUUUCAACUUUGAACUCGAAAAUGAAUUCGCAACCUGAAUCUGUGAACAACAAAGCAUCCAACGCAGCAAGGACCAACAGCCAGUACGACCCGUACACUCAGCCUUUACCUAUGAAACUCCAUCAAGAAGAGGUGAUGCAGCAAGUCCUGCAGCAGCAAACCGAAUCGCGCCAGCUCUGUUUAAAUUCUCCUAAUCAUAACACUCAAGUUAUGCAUCCUAACAGCAGUCCUAACGCGAACACACACACUUUAUCGCAAGACCAGCAUCUGGAGCAGCUUCAACAACAGCAGCAACAUCUUCUGCACCAGCAGCAAUUACUGCAUGAGAAACAUUUUAAGCAACUGCAGCAACAGCCACCCGCAGCAACUGCCCAACCUCUCAUAACAAAACCGGAAUCUCGAGCAUUUUUAGCCACGCUCAAUUCUGCUUUAUCGCAACGUCCGUCACCGCCCCAGAAGAGCCAACAACUCAGAGCUAACGCAGCCAAUUCUCCAGUCCCAAAACCUCAGCUCAAGACCCAGCUCUCCACUCCCUCCCCAUCCAGUCGCCUGAUAGGCUCCAAUAAGACUCCCUUACGAACCUCUCAGUCUGGCCCUAAAGUUAAUAAACCCAAACGUUCAAUUGUCAUGGGCACAGCUUCGCGAACGAACUCACCUGCAGGCGCGUCGUCGAUUCCUCAGCCAAACUUGAGCAGCAGCUCCCAACCUAUGUCGCGGUUGUCACGUACGGGAUCAUCGUCAAGUGAUAAGUUUAAGUUCCGUCAGUUGAUAUCUAACAGUCGUAAUACGUCCAGCAACGGCCAAUCUCGAGAGACUGCAGUUCUUUCUCUGGCCUCGUCCAAACCUAAGUCGGCUAUUACUCCUAAUAGUAACCAUUUUGGCGUCGCUCUAGAUGAUGCCUCUGCCAGGGUCUCUAUCGUUCCCGUCAACGAUCAGUUGCGCGAGGGUUUAAUGGAACAAAUCAGGAAAGGCGCAAAGCUUAGGCAAACCAAACAAAUUGACGACAGAUCGGCACCUCGUGUUCACUAACUGUAGCUCUUUACCACCUCCGGAAUGUCUUGAAUAUUUAUUUUUAUUGAGGGCAUUGCCGCACUCAAUUUUCUGACUGCUGCCGAAUCCACGAAUUUCGUGUUUGUUUCUUUGUGGCUUAUAAACUUAUCUGCGCUGCUUGUAUUUUGAAUAUGAUUAUUCGAGGUUAUAUUAUCUAAUACUUCUUUACACUCCUGCUUUUGUGUUUCAUUACCACUUUCACAAGUCACUUUCUUUAUUUCUUUUCCGGGACUAUGUUUUUUUUCUCAAAGAUUAUAUCCUCGUAAUAUUAUUAUUUUUGUUCCAGAAAUUAUGAGAUCAGUUUAUGUUAUCUGUGUAACUGUUUGGAAAAGGGACGUUCGCGAUAUCAACGUUUGAGAUAUUUUCGGAUUAAUUUCAACUGAUUUAUUUACUGUUGUCUAUGUAACGGGACUAAAUGUUUUAUUUUCGCUACUUAAUACGUUAUUACUUUGAUCAUACAAAAGUUUUUCUUGCUCGCUUUUGGUUUGUAAUAUAACCGGCAUAAGCCAUGCAAGAGUUUAGCAGGCGCAGGACGCAGUAUCAUCGGUUUGACUGCGGUAAACCGAUUGUUUACGAGCGCUCUAUCUACUAUUGCGUGUUUUCUCAUAUAUUCUUAUUGAAAAAAGUCUAAUUUCCUGCUAUCUAUACAGAUUCUUUUUCUUUUCUCAUUUUGCUUUUCACCCACGUUUUCUGGGAUAGAUUGAAAUUCGCGGAAGCUAAUGCGACAAAUUCAAUAUUAACACAGUUUCACAGCCAAGCUCUGAUUGCUUUUAUGUGUGUUUUUUUUUGCAUUACAUUGUUGCUUACAAUACUCCGUCCGAGCUCUGCUGUGUUCGCUUUUCGAUGUCAUUACCUAUAACGAUUUACGUUCAUUUUCCACAAGUAAAUUACUGCUAGACUUCGAGAUUCCUUGGCUUGCAGUACUAAACUGAUUUACUGUGAACCUGUACAAAAUAUAGAGGAAAAGUUCCGCCCGUUCUAGUCCAAAGAUUGGAAGAGUUGAGCCAUUGCGUUGGAAAAUGACAGAAUAUUGCGUUUGAUUUUUUAUUACUCGUGUUUAUCCUGAAUGAUGAGACUGUCUAUCAUCUAACACUUGUUUACGUGAGACUGAAUUCAUGUUGACUAGAAAACAUUGUAAGUGACUUCCAAGAUAAUCUUGUUCUAAACUGUACACAACUUCUCAGGGAGUCCUCAACUUUCAUCCCGAACUUUUUUACUGAUCGCCAUUGUGGCAACAUUGUCAGUACCUGUCAACCAAUGACCUAAUUAUCGAAGUGACUUACUCGAUUUUGAAAUGAUUUUGUCUGGCUGAUUGCUCCGAGCUCGCGUGAGUAGGAUCUUUUGAAUAAUAUUUCCGAGCAUCUUUGCCGUCUUUUACUUAUCAUGUGUGAUUCCCCGAUCAUUGUUCUCCGCUCAAUUCUCAGGAGUAGAUUACUAGUUAGAAUAUUGUAGAAAAUUAGUGUUUUCUACUGUAACGAAAUUUUAUGUACUAUAUUUUCUUAAUUGUUACAGAAGGUAGACGUUAUUUGCAGUUCACAGAAGUGAAUUCAUUUAUUCUUUAUACAUGCGUCAAUGUUUUUUUUUCGAUUUAUUCUGCAAUAUAUCAGCAAUUUCUAAGCCGGAAACACGCAUACUUUAUGAAGAAAAAAGAACAUUUAUAAAGGUUGCUCAAAGUAACGUUCACAUAACCGGUAAAAUGAAGAAAAAAUUCCCUUAAACGGGGAAAUUGUUAGGUCAAUCUUUGUCCAACACAGUACCUAUAUUGCACAGUAAUCGUUGCGGGUCUCUUUAACAUUCUAGUAACGGAGAAUAAUAGAGGAAACUAGUGGUGACCAAUAUUUAGCUGGCGCAUCAAAGUCAGUUGUAUGUUUUUUAUUGUUGCUGUGUGCGCGUGUUGGGCAAACUCCUUUCUUAACCUAGCUGGUGCCUACUUCUGUUGCUUCUAAUGGAUCUUUGAUCAUGAACAAAUACAGUUAAUGGACUAUUUGCUUCUGUUCCAGUGAAUCGAGACUUGAGAUUAGCUGAUAUUUGUAUGCUUUUGUGAUGUCUUGCCGCUCUGUGUUUCUACCUUAUCUAUCACCGAAUGAUCGAACUUCUGCAAUAAUGUAUAUUGAAGUUGUGGCUUAGGGAUCAGGAGUGGUUAAGGCUUCAGCACAAGGACUAAUAGAUUGUGUACACGUUGACGGAAUACGUCUCUCGCUUAAGCAUAAUUAGAGCUCACUAGCUGCAUAGUUGUAUCUUAAAGUGAUGAAUUGAUCUCAAAUCGUCAGAACAAAUUCAAUGUUUCAUUGUUGGACGAUAAGCGGCAGCACCUUUACAGAAUCUCUGGCGAAACUAAGUACUUGCUGUUGAAUUCACUUAACAUUACGCCAAUCAGUCAAAAUUUACAUAAUAAAUCGAAUUCUAAUCAAAACCAACACUGGAGCCAUAGUUUUAUUGCAAACCGUUCCUGUUUGAAUACUAUUGAGAACAGUGCAGCGUUCCCGUUUAUCCACGUUAUAGCUUACAUAUCUUAGAGACCCGAAAUUUUUCUGCUAACCUCUUGUAAUUAGUGAUAAUAUUAUAGCCUAAUUAGCCUUAAACUUGUAUUAAGGGCUUCUUUCAUGCUUUGCUUGCCGAUCCAGAAAAAUGUUAGUGCCUUCUUACUUAAGUUGCGUUGCGCGAGUGUCUGUUCACGUAUGAAAUAAUGCGUUGCUGCCUUGAGCUUCUUCACAUCAUUCCGGCGCUUCUUUGAAUUAAAUCGCUUUAUUGAAUAUAAGUGCAAUGUAGUGGCUCGUAUAACACGACAAAAACAUGACCUGUCGCACAGUUGUUCAGUAAUUGUCAUUGGUGAACAGCACUUAGACUUCACAGUUCAAUUUUUCCUGAACUUUGAAACCUUGAUUAAUUCAAUGAAUAAAAAAUAUAAUGAGUCUCUGACCAAAAUCAAAGUAGUGGAACUUGUGAACUUUCCUCCAUUGUGACAUGGGUGAUGAGCUAUCCUUCCAAUGAAUCAUGUGUACAUAUUGCUGUAUAGUAUCUACUAGAUACGUGCCACCGUUUCCUCUGUUACCGGAGCAUGUGUAUUAUUUUAGCUUGUAACCCUUGCUGUUAUCUGCUCCCUCCACGGCUAUAGAAAGCUUGUCCGGUAUUGUGAAGAUAUUCACGUUGCAUUGAAGGCAAAUGUCGUAAAAAAACAGACAUGCUGGUUUAUUUUCAUAUCGGUGACUAGAUUAAUAUCUUCGGUAAUACAAUGUUGAGAUUAUCAUCAGUGUAUAGAGACGGUCCAUUAUACGUAUUCGUUUCGUUCUAAAUUCAAACGGUUGGCAAACUUAACUUUGCCUCCUUUUCCUUGCAGUUUUAUAUUUUCUCAAACGUAUGCGCCUAUGCAUAAAACAAGAGUUUCGCUUUAUUGCAAAGGACUUGUUACUUUAUGGUUGUACAGUUGAUUAAUUUAUUUACAGCUGCAGAUGUUGACUACUUAGAGUAGCAAAUCUAGACCAAAACAGUCAAGUCAUUAGUUGCUUAGAAUUGUUUGUACAUAGAAGUUUAUGCUCUCCGUGACAUUUGAGUCAAGUCUCUCAGUCAACCUCUUCUCUGUACAACGGAUGUGCUCUUCGCUGUUUAGUUGCCCCCUGUUUGUGCAGACACAUCUGCCUGACGUUCGUCACACUGGAAGUUUUCGUCGUUCUUUAACGAUAUCUUGUAAACCGUAUUUUCAUUAGGAUUAUCUGGCAGUGUCUCAUCAAACGAAAUAAUGUUGCAGUUUAUAUUACUAUUUUUUGCUCACUGGCGGGAGAGCCGUCCUGUUGAAUUGCGUAGAGGUAAAUAUGUUGGUGUAUGGACGACACGAUUAACCUUUUGUACUUUCAUAGGAUGUGAAAAAGUAGUUCACUUUUUUAAUCUCAAACGCCUAAGUUGAAGUUAUUUGUGAGGGAACGGUUAAUCUAAUGAUAAAAAAUUUUAGAUUACUUGUACUGUCAUUAGCACCUCUAAACGAUAGCUAUUUAUUUCUCUUUAUGGAAGUUUCCAGCGAUGGUCCUUGAACAUAUUCUUCUGUAGUUCCGACCUAUGAAUAUUUGGUUGUACACUUCUACUUAGAUUCUGUCUCGACAAUAAGAUGUAUUAUAUUUAGCGCUCUAGAACAGACUCGUGGUUAAGGGUUAUAUCAUGUGAACUUUGUUACUUACUGCGGACGUCCUACGAUUCAAGAUUGAAUAAAUAGUAAAACAUUGUAAA
Messenger RNA from Hyalella azteca, 9413 nucleotides. RefSeq lists its product as uncharacterized. NCBI's taxonomy places the organism in Eukaryota, Metazoa, Arthropoda, Malacostraca, Amphipoda, Hyalellidae. The transcript is spliced from 16 exons. The record is from RefSeq and is a predicted model, not a curated record. Gene Ontology annotation, cellular component: cytoplasmic side of plasma membrane; actin cytoskeleton. The coding region runs from base 231 to 5174 and encodes 1647 amino acids. Gene Ontology annotation, molecular function: actin binding; phospholipid binding. Gene Ontology annotation, biological process: cell projection assembly; plasma membrane organization.